Molecule: messenger RNA, 175 nt
Organism: Racocetra persica
Lineage: Eukaryota; Fungi; Glomeromycota; Glomeromycetes; Diversisporales; Gigasporaceae
Source: the annotation of a GenBank genome assembly
UGUACAAAUGAAAUCCUUCAGCGAUAAAGCCCAAGCUCAACCACAAUUACAAUCAUCCGAAAGUAUAUUGAAGGGAUUAAGGUCAAAAAGAAAGGAAGAAUUAUUACUAAUUUUGCAACAAGUUCGAGAUCUUCAUAAUGCAACUGAUGUUGAUGCGGCCAAAGAGACAACAUAA